Messenger RNA from Setaria italica (foxtail millet), 1688 nucleotides. RefSeq names its product E3 ubiquitin-protein ligase Os03g0188200. Lineage: Eukaryota; Viridiplantae; Streptophyta; Magnoliopsida; Poales; Poaceae. The record is from RefSeq and is a predicted model, not a curated record. Bases 309 to 1397 code for a protein of 362 amino acids. The transcript has a single exon.
CCCGGCACGAUUUCACGCCUGAGCCCCGAGCCCUGACCGGGCGAGUCGAGGACACUGGCUGUCUGGCAUGCACGCAAGCGUCACCCACCGGCCACCCCAUCACCAUCAGCCGCUGAGUCAGCGGCACCGCCACGCGGCCCCGCUCUCCACGCGCGGGCGCGGCGCCGGCGUCCCGGUCUCGCGUCCGUUACGUUGCGCGCCCGCGUAAUUAAACACGUCCGGUUCCUUCAAACCUCUCUCUCCUCCCCAUCCCUCAACACCACGCGACCAGAUCCCACCGGCCGCCGGCGAUCCACUCCUCGCCGGAGAUGGCGACGGGUCGCCGCGGUACCACGGCGCCACUCCUCGUCCUGGUCCUGAUUCUAUCCAUCGCCGCGCGGCCGUCUCUCGCCCAGCAGAGCAACGGCACGAGCGGCGGCGUGCACCACACGAAAACCGCCGGCGGGUUCACGCCGACCACGGUGAUCGUGCUGGUCGUCCUCGUCUCCGCCUUCGUCGUCCUCACCCUCUUCUCCAUCUACAUCAACCGCUGCGCGCCGGCGCGCCCUCCCCUGCGCCGCCCGUCCCGCCACACCCCGGAUCUUCAGGCCGCCGACGGAGCGGGCGGCGCCGUCUACGCGGAGCGCCGCACGCGCGUCGGUCUGGACAGGGAGACCGUGGAGUCCUUCCCAACCGCGGUCUACGGCGACGUGAAGGCGCGCGUGGCGGCCAAGUCGGGCCCGCUCGAGUGCGCUGUGUGCCUCGCCGCGUUCGAGGACCACGACGAGCUCCGGGUGCUCCCGGCAUGCUGCCACGUCUUCCACCCGGACUGCAUCGACCCCUGGCUCGACGGCGCCGUCACGUGCCCGCUCUGCCGCGCCGACCUCACCGUGGCCCCGCCUCCGGCCGCGCCCGCCGAGAGCUGCGACCUGACGGCGCGUCAGGGGGCGGUGCGGGAAGAACCGGACGACAACGAGGAGGAGGACGAGCGCGACGAGGCGUGCCUGGUGGCGGCGUUGACACCCGAGUCCGUCAUGAGCUUCGGCGCGGCGCGGCCCCACGAGUUCCACUACCGGCGGACGCAGUCGGCCAUGGACAUGCCGGACCGCCACACGCUGCGGCUGCCGGAGAACGUCAUGAAGGAGCUCGCCGCCGUCCGGAGGCACCGCCGGGCCGCGAGCCUCGCCGGGUACCCUGACGCGGUGGAGCGGACGCCGUGGUGGCUGGCCUCGUUCUGGCGGUCCGUGUCGUGGCAGCGGCAGGGCCGGGCGGAAACGGACGCCUCGGAGGACCACGGUGGCGGCAGCCAGCGGGUUGUCCCGAUCACCGGAGCGCCGGCGGAAAGACCCAGCGGAUCAGGGGCUGCUUGGGACGACAAGGAGAAAUCAGCUGACUUUGGCGCAUUAAACCAGGUCUGAUUGAUUUGCUUUUGCGUGGAUGUAAGGAUGAUCAAGACCGUGCAAACUGUUAGAUACAAUCGGCAUGUCUCAUGCUUUCAUACGGGUAGUACCAGCACCCAAAGAUUAGGGUUCUAGUGUACAUAAUAAAACUUUCGAUCUCGAUCUUAAUGCCUCCCAGAAUUGUAAGAUCCAUUUUAGCGAUCGAGUAAUGUUCCUUAAAUAGGCCAUUAACAGUAGUUCAUACAGUAUUUGUCACUGACUCAGUGUAAAGUAUCGGUGGCAAGAAAUUACAGCAUCGGUUACCUGGAA